GAAAAAAAAAAGACGAAAUUGGAAAACCCACUGUCAACUCUCAGAAACAAGCAAAUCGAACGAGAAUCAAUCCAAGAGCAAAACUAGAUUCUGUUCACUUGUGUUUCUCUUUGUUUCAAAUUCUCCGAUUCAACUCUGCGAGAGUCUGUCCUCUUCGAUCGGUAUAUCCCACUUCGCUGAUUUCUCAGCUGCUGGACACAGGGUUUGCUGCCAUGCAGUUUUUGACUGUUGAUGCCAGAUAAAUGGUAAACAGUACAGUGGAAGUUUUACUUGGCUUGUUGGGUCUCUCUGACAUGAGAAAACUACGUGACUAAUUGAAGCCGAGGCUAUUACUGAUAAGGAGGAAUGGAGAUUUUAUUACUAAAAGUGCUUCUCAACAACAUCUCCAGCUUUUUCCAUUUAUCAUCACCAGAGAACAUAAAUUCUGAACUGGUGCAUAAAUAUUACCAGAAGACUGAAGAUAUACUGAAGCUCCUACAGCCAAUUCUCAGUGGUAUUGUUGACGCUGAAAUAGCUUCUGAUGAACUGCUUCAAAAGGUAUUUUCAGGACUGGGCCAUUCAGUUGAUGAGCUGAGGGAGCUGUUUCAGACCUGGCAGCUGUUGAGCAGUAAAGUUUAUUUUGUUCUGCAAGCUGAAUCAUUAAUUGGAAAAGUUCGAGCUUUCAGCCUGAAGAUUGUUGAGCUACUUGUAUCUUCUGAUUGCUGUCUUCCUGCUGAAUCAAGUUUGACAUCUCUUGAGGACUCCAUUUUGAACUCCUGGUGGGGAUGCCUUAUUCAUGAUUUGCAGAACUGUGUACUGAAAAUCAAGUCUAUGGAUUAUGAAUUAUUAUCAGCAACAAUCACAAAAGCCAUAAAAAAUCAUGUGGAAGGUUCUGGAGCUAGCUCAGAUAACCUUACAAAAAUUGCAGACUGCUUGAGCUUAAAGUCAAACCAGGAGCUCCUUAUUGAGCUAGUGGCCCUUGAAAAAUUGAAGGAGAAUGCUGAACAAGCUGAAAAGAAUGAGGAGGUUGAAUAUAUUGAACAAAUUAUUGCUCUUGUUACUCAUAUGCAUGACUGCCUCAUUAUGAUGAAACAGUCCGAGAGUUGUACCUCCGUGCAGAUACCUGCUGAUUUCUGUUGUCCUCUCUCACUUGAGCUCAUGACAGACCCUGUAAUUGUUGCAUCUGGACAAACAUAUGAACGGAACUUUAUUCGAAAAUGGAUUGAUCUUGGCCUCACUGUUUGCCCUAAGACAAGACAAACUCUGACCCACACAAAUCUGAUUCCUAAUUACACUGUUAAGGCGUUGAUUGCAAAUUGGUGUGAAUUGAACAAUAUAAAGCUGCCGGAUCCAAUAAAGUCUUUGAACGUGAACCAACCUUCAUCACAUGUAGCUCAUGUGGAUUCUGGUGCACCCAGGGAUAUCCAUAUCUUCUCUCAUUCAAGAGCCAAUAACUCCACAUCACCUGACUCAGCUCACUGUUUAGAUUCCCCUAGUGCAAUUCAAAGAGAGGAGUCAUCUCCCUCUCAUCCCCGUUCAUCAUCGGAGGAAUCUCUGCCUGGAAUUGCAGGUGAUGAUCUGCGGUUGGAUGUUGAGAGGAUGUCUCUUGAGGGUUCUGAAGACAGGUUGGCAAACUCAGGGGAUAGGAGCAUGAACUCUGUCAGUCAUUUCUCUAUGCCACUAUCCAUGAACAGCGUGUCAUCUGCUGAUGAAAACUCCCAUCAGGGCCAUAAUCGAACUACCUCUGCACCAAGUACGCUGUCUAAUUCAAACUUUUCACGUGCAAAUGCUCAUGAUGGAAAUGAAGUGUCUUCACCCACAACAGCUUCUACUGAAGCUUCCAUGGAGGUUGCAUCAGAAUCCCGGCGCGCUGCAACCUUGGCUGCUUCAAGGAGAGAGUCCGAGUUUCCAUCCCCAGUUGGGACAAGACUUCGUCCUCCAGCGAUCUGGCGCAGACCAUCUGAGAGAUUAGUUUCAAGAAUAGUUUCUUCCCCUACUGUUGAAACAAGGGCUGAUCUUGCAGAAGUUGAGGAGCAAGUUAGAAAACUGAUUGAGGACUUGAAGAGCACUUCCAUUGAUCAACAGAGAAAUGCAACAGCUGAACUCCGGUUACUUGCCAAACAUAAUAUGGACAACCGGAUUGUGAUUGCAAAUUGUGGUGCUAUCAGCUUGUUGGUUAACCUACUGCAUUCAGAAGACAUGAAAGUACAGGAAAAUGCUGUCACAGCACUUCUAAACCUGUCAAUUAAUGAUAACAACAAGGCUGCAAUUGCAAAUGCUGGUGCAAUUGAACCUCUGAUUUAUGUACUUGAGACCGGGAGCCCUGAGGCCAAGGAAAACUCUGCUGCCACUCUUUUUAGCCUCUCUGUUAUUGAGGAUAAUAAGAUUAAAAUUGGCAGGUCUGCAGCAGUACAGUCUCUUGUUGAUUUACUGGGAAAUGGAACUCCUAGAGGCAAGAAAGAUGCAGCAACAGCUUUGUUUAACCUGUCAAUACUUCAUGAAAACAAGGGCCGCAUUGUGCAGGCAGGUGCAGUCAGACAUCUUGUAGAGUUGAUGGACCCUGCUGCUGGAAUGGUUGACAAAGCAGUUGCUGUUUUGUCAAAUCUUGCUACCAUUCAAGAGGGAAGAAUGUCAAUUGGUCAGGAAGGAGGCAUACCUAUUCUAGUUGAGGUUGUGGAGUUGGGAUCUGCAAGAGGUAAGGAGAAUGCAGCAGCUGCUCUCCUGCAAUUGUGCACAAACAGUAGUAGGUACUGCAAUAUGGUUCUCCAGCAUGGAGCUGUCCCUCCAUUAGUAGCAUUAUCCCAGUCUGGCACACCCAGAGCGAGAGAAAAGGCUCAGGCACUUCUCAGCUACUUCAGAAACCAACGCCAUGGUAAUGCAGGCAGGGGCUGAUAUUUUAGUUUGAGCUCUAAAGCACAUACUGAUGUUUAGGUAAGAGAUUGUAUGGUGUGUGUAAAUCUCAUGUUAGGAAUAAUUUAAACAGAGGUCAUAUUUCAUUACCCACACAGAUACGUGGGAUCAGGAAAAAAAGAGAAAAGAACGAGCUAUAGUCUUACAGAGAGAGGCUUUAUUGAUUCCAUCUAAAAAAACUUUGGUGAAUGUGGAGGGAAUUUUAUAGCAGUAAGAUUGAACUUGUUUAGUUUCAGUACAGAAAGUUGUAUGUAUUUUUCUGUUUCAUUUAGCAAAUCUUAUGCUUUUUUGGCAAUAACUGAACAUCAAGAUGUCUGUCUGUGCACCAUAGAAAUGUGUUUAUGCAAUGCAGUUUGCCUCAUUGCCAUGGAGAGGGUUUUGUU
Molecule: messenger RNA, 3272 nt
Organism: Ipomoea triloba (trilobed morning glory)
Lineage: Eukaryota; Viridiplantae; Streptophyta; Magnoliopsida; Solanales; Convolvulaceae
Product: U-box domain-containing protein 4
Exons: 6
Coding region: 346-2871 (841 amino acids)
Biological process (GO): protein ubiquitination
Cellular component (GO): cytoplasm; nucleus
Molecular function (GO): protein binding; ubiquitin-protein transferase activity
Source: RefSeq, a predicted model, not a curated record